AUGUCUGCCAUAUCUACUUAUCAAUCGAAAAUUCAAACGUCUCAAUCUAUCUUCGAACAAAAGAAUGGAAAAGAUUUUAUGCCAGAAGCAAGAUCCACAAAUACGUCAAGCAUUCCGAAGCAAUUAUCGGAUCUACCAAAAAAUACUAACACGAAUUUAGAACAACAAUUACUUAUGCAACAAACAACAUCUAAGGUUAAUUGUUAUAAUUCAACGUGGAUAUGGCCAGUGGGCAUUUCAUAUCAACCUGAUUUUAUUGAAAUCGUGGUUACUGAUGAUGAAAUGAGUGCAUAUUGGGAUACAAUAAUAGACUGGUUUUAA
Messenger RNA from Rotaria sp. Silwood2, 321 nucleotides. Lineage: Eukaryota; Metazoa; Rotifera; Eurotatoria; Philodinida; Philodinidae. The record is from the annotation of a GenBank genome assembly.